Tigriopus californicus is the source of this 1655-nucleotide messenger RNA. Its product is annotated as DNA-directed RNA polymerase II subunit RPB1-like. The record is from RefSeq and is a predicted model, not a curated record. Lineage: Eukaryota; Metazoa; Arthropoda; Copepoda; Harpacticoida; Harpacticidae.
AUGAAGAUCCACCUAAAAUGUGUGCGUACCCAAGUUUUGAUACUUGUGAUCUUGUUCAUUGUGAACCCCAACAGUGCCUUUGACAAUGAAAUCGAGCAGAGCGAAGGCUCUCCUUCAAAGAGCAAAGCAAGGCGCAGGAUUUACGAUCGAUUCGAGUUCUCCGAAGACUUCGCAUCUGAGCCCAAAUUCGACGACCAUUCGAUUUCCUUUGAAGACCAACAGCAACCGGAUGAAGCGAACUUUCCUGCUUUAAACCCAUUUCAAAGCGACCAUUUGAUGCCCUUCCGAAUUCCCCAAUUCAAGGAUCAAGACCAAUACCUUAAAUUGGACGAUGUGAGAUCGGACGGUGGGCAUCAGGCGGGCCAUCCACGCCCACCCACCUUCGGUUUCGAUGAUUAUUAUGAGGCGGAACCAGACCAACCCGAGCAGUCUUUCAAUUACUUUUCUAAACUUGAAGAGAACACUCUUUCUCGGCCGAAGAUCAAAGUCCAAUACAACGACAAUAUAUACGAUCACAAACCAUUGGAUCCUGUGAAGAACGUGGGAUAUUCGGAAUUUGUGACCACCAAACCCAUUGACACUUCUACAAAGGGGAAUUAUUACAAAAAACGAAUCGUGAAGAAAGCUCCAAAAUAUUCCAAGAUUCUCGAUGGUGUCAAAACCGUGGAUUCAAAUUACCAACCUCCCAAACCAUCAUCAGAUCAGUAUGGCGAGAUUAAACCAUCCAAACCUAGCUACGAGAAAGAGGAGCCCCAAGUUUACUACAAACCAGUAGAGACCAAAUCAACCACAUACAAACCUGUAGUGUACUACAAACCCUUGGCGACCACAACAACUUUGAACCAAUAUUCAGAACCUAGCCGUCCUUCGAAACCAGACGUUUAUUAUAAGCCUUUACCACCCACACAAAAAUAUGAAAAACCAAUCUCAACAGGCUAUGACCAACCUACUCUGGUUGAAACCUCUUCACAGAACAAUUACCAAGCUCCACAUCUCGACCCCAUCCUCAAUGAGGUGGAUUACACCCCUCCCAAGGUUCUCGGUACGAAUGGUUCCAAAAAACCAAUUUCCACUUAUCAGAGCCUAAACAUUUCUAAGUACAGCGAAGAACCAAUGCCCAUGGUCUAUUACAAACCAUUGGCAGUGGUGCCUACCGAACCAGGAUUCACCGAGGACUAUCCCAAACCAUUGGCAGUUGUUCCAACCGUGAAGCCCCAAAGGAAGAAGAGGAAGAGAACCAGGAAGACUAAGCCUCGUUACAAUCAGACCCAAAAUAAGCCUUGUGAUCAAGCAAAGGACAAGAACGUUCCAAAGGCCAAACCUUCAUACCAACCCAAUGCAGUCGCCAAUUCUCCUUCAAAGGAGCCCACGUCGCCAGGCCUCUUUGGCAUAUUUUCUUUGUUUUCCAACAAUCAAGAUAAAUCCGCCCCUGGUGUGGCAUAUGGAAGCCCAUCUAAACCCACAUAUCACUCGGAAAUGAAGCCCCCGGGACCUCGCAAUCCCGGAAAGUACAACUCAAAUUCGGAAAUUCAAUCUGGAUAUGGCGAAGUCGCGUCAAUGCCAGCAAAACUGCCCUCCUUUGUUGGGAGUCUUCUCACUUGUUUACCCAUUUCGAUAGCUGCGGCUCUUGUGCCCUUCGGACUCCUCAAUUUCAA